AUGAAAAGGACUUUGAACAGAAUGACUAAGAUAACACCAAAUAAGUAUUUCCAGAAGAACACUUCGAAGGAUGUGUGGACGCUCACCAAUGAAUUUGCUGCUUCUGCAGUAGGGAAGAGCGAGGGACGAGAGUUGAUCAAUUUAGGACAGGGUUUCUUCUCGUACUCACCACCGCAAUUUGCCAUUAAUGCAGCCAAGUCUGCCCUAGACGUGCCCUUGGUGAACCAGUACUCCCCUACAAGAGGUAGACCAUCCUUGAUUAAGUCUUUGGUCGAGUUGUACAAGCCUGUUUUUGGAGACUUCAUAGACAACCAGAAUGUGCUGGUCACAACAGGUGCCAACGAAGGUAUACUUUCGUGUCUCAUGGGUAUUUUGAAUGCCGGCGAUGAGGUUAUUGUUUUUGAACCUUUCUUUGACCAGUACAUCCCAAACAUAGAACUAUGUGGUGGUGUCGUGCGCUAUGUGCCUAUUCAUCCUCCUAAGGAAAUGAAGACACGCAACACUACUGGUGAUGAAUGGCAAAUUGAUUGGGAUGCAUUAGAGAAGACCUUUAAUAACAAGACUAAAGCUGUGAUUAUCAACACUCCUCAUAACCCGAUCGGUAAAGUGUUCACAGAGCAAGAAUUGACUAAAUUAGCCCAGCUUUGUGUUGAACAUAACACUGUGGUAAUUUCGGAUGAAGUUUAUGAGCAUUUAUACUUCACUGAGAGUUUCCCAAGGAUUGCAAAUAUUAAUGAGGACAUCGCUAACUUGACCUUAACUGUGGGAUCUGCAGGCAAAUCUUUUGCCGCUACAGGCUGGAGAAUUGGUUGGAUUAUUUCAAAAAACGACCAACUGCUGAACUAUGUUUCAAAAGCUCAUACCAGAAUUUGCUUUGCGUCACCAUCGCCAUUACAGGAGGCUUGUGCUGGCUCUAUUGAACACGCUUUGAAGAUCGAUUACUUUCCUAAGAUGAGAGAAGAGUAUAGGAAGAAAUUCGAAAUUUUAACCACUGCAUUUGAUAAAUUGGGUCUUAACUAUACACAGCCAGAAGGUACUUAUUUCAUUCUUGUAGAUUUCUCAAAGGUUAAGAUACCAGAGGACUACGUCUACCCAGAAGAAUUGUUGGAGAAGGCAAAGGACUUCAGAAUUUCAUACUGGCUAAUCAAUGAAAUUGGAAUUGUAGCUAUCCCACCCACAGAAUUCUACAUUAAAGAACACGAGAAAGAUGCCGAAACUUUGCUGAGGUUUGCUGUAUGCAAAGAAGAUGAAUAUUUAGCUAAAGCUGCUGAGAGAUUCCAACUCCUAAAAGAUUAUUUAUGA
Nakaseomyces glabratus is the source of this 1302-nucleotide messenger RNA. RefSeq names its product kynurenine--oxoglutarate transaminase (gene BNA3). Gene Ontology annotation, molecular function: L-kynurenine:2-oxoglutarate transaminase activity; pyridoxal phosphate binding. Gene Ontology annotation, biological process: biosynthetic process. Gene Ontology annotation, cellular component: mitochondrion; cytoplasm. NCBI's taxonomy places the organism in Eukaryota, Fungi, Ascomycota, Saccharomycetes, Saccharomycetales, Saccharomycetaceae. The record is from RefSeq and is a predicted model, not a curated record.